Messenger RNA from Protopolystoma xenopodis, 219 nucleotides. Lineage: Eukaryota; Metazoa; Platyhelminthes; Monogenea; Polystomatidea; Polystomatidae. The record is from the annotation of a GenBank genome assembly.
AUGGCGCGAUCCCACCUGCCGUUUGUCUUGCCCCCUUCCCUUUCCGGUCGCCAAUCCUACUCGGGCCUCUUAUCCGCAUCUGCCUCAUGGUCCGUGGAUCCGUUUCUCAUCUUUCCAGUUGGCCGAUUUCACUCGGUUCCAGACCCAGUGCACUUUUUACUCAAAGCCCUAUUUCUCAAUCCUCCAGCAGCACGUACAAUGUCGCCUCACCUCACCUGA